Molecule: messenger RNA, 18574 nt
Organism: Lymnaea stagnalis (great pond snail)
Lineage: Eukaryota; Metazoa; Mollusca; Gastropoda; Lymnaeidae
Source: the annotation of a GenBank genome assembly
CAUGAUGCUGUUGGCGGCGACACUGUUGGCAUGUUUUAUUAAAUUAAUUUUAUUUAAAGUGAAAUAGUCUAUGACUUGAUAUAGAGAAUUGUUUGUCUUUUAAAGUAAUUAUAAUAACUGUUAUUCUAAUUGUGAUGGUGUGUGGAUAUGUUUACUAUUAUUUUCAUGAACUACCACACGAAGCAAAAUAAUUGAAUUGAGAAACAAUGUACUUAGGCUUAAUUAAUUUGGCAUACAAUGCCAGCCAAAACUGCCAAUAACAAAACAUUUCUUCCGGCUUGAGGAGAUAACUCUAAAAUAUUUAAUCCAGGCAUUGCUCUAAAUUAAAUACUUACAGCCGAUAUCUGUCAACUAAGACGAUACAAUGACAUCGCUAGAAGAAGAAACGAGCGAUAAAGCUACCAGGUUUAAAGAAAAACACUCACUUGACAGUGAUGAAGAAGAUGACAAUACGAAAUAUGAUGUUUUGGCUGAGGAUGACAUUGAAGGUUUGUUGUCGACGUCAAUUGAAAUUGACACUGUACAAUCAUGUAGAUACUUUGGUCAAAAAAUGUAAACAUUUUUUAAAAAUAAACCAAUGGCACAGUUGAAUAGAGCUAAUUUUAAACAUAAUUAUAACACCAAAAUCAUAUUUUUAGCUGUUGUAGUUUUAAAGUUAUGAAUUUUUAAAGUACGACUUGGUUUGUCAUUUUUUAACAUGGACUGCAUCUCCACAUUCUGUGACCUCAUUCCACUGAUCGCGUCAUGCGCAAUGACUAUAUAGUUUAUAUAAGGCAACGCAUUCCCUAUCACUAAAAUACUGUUUAGGGUCGACUUAUUUUAAACUUUCAACUUUGGCACAUGAAUAAUUAAUAAAAGCUUUCCCUGACCAAUGGUUUAAUAGCUUUUGCACACGGCAAACUCUUAUGAAUGAAACUCUGAGAUAGUACUACGACGUAGCCGUUAUGCAAGUGGCUGUGAAUGGUUGCCAAUGACAACGUGUUGCACAGGGAAAAUUCUGAUCAUUUAUAAUAUGGACUCUGCAGGGUUUUUAAAGCUCAAAUUAAAACAUUUCCAGUUUAAAUGUCUUCAAAAUGCAUUCUGAAACACAAAAUAUAAAAUAUUUUGAUGUAUAUAGUGGUAAUAAUUAAAUAUUUCCUAAGUAUCGGCAACUUCCGCCAUUAAAAAGGGGGCGUGGCCCACGCCAUGUCGAAAUUAGGCUGAGCCACCUUAUGGUGAUAUGGGUCACUGUGACAAGUGUAACAAACGUGAGACACGACCUACAUCAAUGAAACUUGGCACAGAUAUAGAUCAAUAUCUAAUGCUCAUACAGAUUUAAUAAAAAAGGACCUUAUCUUAUUAUUUCACAAAAAAUUUUGUAUGCGAAGAUGCCUUAUAUAUACCAAAGAUUUUCAAAAUAAAGGUCGAUUGAAAAAAGCAAAAUAGCUGGCUAGAAAUGUAGGCCAAGAUGUCUUCCAAAUUAUAAGGCCGGAAACGGAACUCAAAUAUAUGUGGAAAGAACUAAUUUAAUAAUAAAUAGACACACACAUCGGAAAAUUAAAAACUCGGAUUUUUCGGCGCCGACGCCCAUUUCCGAUACAAAAAAAAUAGUAGUCUCCCUUCUUUCAUCGAAGUAUCUAGUACAAUGUACAAUCAUAGUACAAUGACAAAUGAUAUGAAUCUGAUUAUUAUGAAUUAUUUAUGAUUCAAUAAUGGCCGAUCCUUACCGUACACCCUACAUCCUCAUCAAUAAAAAACCUAUCGUCAUCGUCUAUUUGUCGGCAUUAGUUUAUAAGACCUCUUAUGCAAAGACUUGAUGCCAUGACGUCGUUUAUUAAAGUUUCUGUAAAUAAGGGUUCGGUUAGUUUUAGGCUUUAGGGAUACGAAGUGUCUACACGUCCGGCGCGCCGGACGUGUAGUGCACAAGAUACACGUCCGGCGACUUGUCACGUGACCGCCGGACAUGGCCGGACGGCUAGUAGUUUUUAUAAUUCCAAACGAAGUACGAUUUAGUACAUCUUGUCUGGUCUUGUGGUAGAGUGGUUGCUUGACGAUAGGAAUGUUUGAGGAUCUAUACCGGGGAUAGGGUCGUUUUUUUUCUUCCCAUUUUAAUUAAAAUAUUUUGUAUAUAUUUAUAUUAUCAUGUUCCUCAGCAACAGUAGUUUCAUGAGAAGUUUUUAAAUAUUUUGUAGCAAUUGAAAUAAUUUAAAAUGAAAUCUUUAACUUUUAUUGGUUGCCACACUGGCCCCUAAUUUAUUUUAUGGAUUACUGGUACACAAAAAAUAACAAACUAAACAAAAAUGUUUACAAGCCACUUUCACUUAAGUUUCUUUUUCUAGUAUUUGCAUUCAAGAUACUCAGUACAUUACUUGGUAGAGAAAUAGAUUUUAAAAUUAACAAUAGUUUUGAAUUAUUCCCAGUCACGUGACAAGGCUGACCGACAAGAUAUCUCUCGCCACUUAGUUACGGCGGUCAUGUGACUUGGUCGCCGGACACAUAGUGCGGGAGAUAGACGUCCGGCGCGCCGGACGUGUAGACACUGCCUUAGGGAUACAUUUAGGGUUCAGGUUAGGCUUAGGCAUACAUUUAGUUAGGGUUAGUUUAGUGAAAGAAUUAACUGGUUGUGUCAACCAGGAUGGCGGCUGUGAGGAAAACAUGGCAUCCAUUCUUUGCAUUUACCGGAACAUUCAACUUACCAUUGCAGACUCAAAAAUAUUUGUCAAUACAAUAGUAAUAGGCAUAGGCCUAAUUUGUACUAGGUACUUAGGCUUGGGUAAAAUUUUCAAAAUGAAGUUAUAGCUUGCUAGAUAGGGCCUGAAAAAUGCGAUUCAUUGAUAACAAAUUUAUUUUCUAGGUCAAUUCUAAAGAAAGUUAUGAUUUUUUUGUGUAACUAUUAUUAUGGGAUAACUCAUGGAGAAUAUAGUAAAAUAUGAAAGUGGCUAAAAUAAAAACUGGGCAGAGAGUUGAGAGAGAUGUUAAAAAACAGCAGUACAUGGAUUCAGCAACGUACCCUACCAGAGUCCAAGGCAAUUCAAUAAAUUAUUGAAGUUAUGGUAAAAGAGCAGUUCAGGUGCAUAUAUUAUAAUUAAUAUUAUUUCUGAUCGAAUUUUUUAAUUUUGCCUGUAAACUUAUGUGAAUUAUUAAUUAAAAGUAUUUGUUCAAGUAAAAUCCAAUCUUAUUAUUGAAAUACAAUCUUGUUAUUGAAAUACAGCAACAAUUUAACUAAUUUUCUGAGAUAAAAAGAAAGUAAAUUUUCAAGAAUCUUUUGGGUUUACGGAGCCAUUGUGGUAAAUCAAGGAUAACUCUUCUGUGUUAAAAGAUAUGUUAUAAAAGUUGCCCAAUUGGAUGUAUCUUGAUUAAAAUAAAUGUUGUAUUUAUUUUUUAACUUAACUAGCCAAUAUACGUGACUUGCACGAGAUUACAUUUGGAAAAAAAUCUGCCACAGCCUUUCAAUUCACAUUGAUAUUUAGUGAAAUGUCGACAACAAAAAAACAACACUGCCAUAGUACAAAAAUAAAAUAGUUAAUUUGUCUCCUAUAAAAACUCAAAUAAUAACUUUUGUUAACCUUUCGUUCCCAAUGGGAUUCAAAUCCUGUUUUCCCAUGGCAUCCCGUUUCCCGGAGGGAUCAUGAUGGGAUCCUGAUCUCGUCAGGAUCCUGUAUUCUGGUGGGGUCCCAUUUCCUAGUGAGAUUCCAGCCCCGGUGAUCCUUUUGAAUCCCAAUACCAGUGGGAUCCUGAUACCAGUUGGUUCCCAAUCCCGGUGGUAUCCCGUUUUCUGGUGAGGUCCCUUUUCCUGAUGUGAUCCCAUUUUCCGAUAGGAUUCUAAUUAGCUCCCCGUUACCCAAUCCAUCCAUCCCUGUGGCGCUACAGCCCAUGUAGGGCUUUGGCCUGCCUCACUACUUCCUUCCACUCAGACCUAACUAAUGCCUUUCUUUUCCAUGCUUGGACUUUCAGCUGCUGUAGAUCUUUUUCUACAUCAUCUAUCCACCUAAGCCUAGGUCUGCCUUUGAGACUUUUUCCUCUGGGGUAUUGGUGAUGUACCCUCUUCGUUCCUCUGUCAUUUGGCAUUCUCUCUAGGUGUCCUGCCCAGCGUAGCCUGCCUAUUUUUAUUUCUGCCACUAUUGUAGGAUCCUGAUAAAGACUGUAUAAUUCCUGGUUGGUUCGUAUUCUCCAUCCAUAUUCAUCCUUUGUUGGCCCAUAUAUUUUCCUGAAAACUUUCCUCUCCCAUGUGUUUAAUAGGUUUUCUGCUGUUUUUGUUAGGGUCCAAGUUUCACUUGCAUAUGUUACAACUGGUCUGAUCACUGUUUUAUAAAUAUUUUUCUUUGUUUCUCUUGUAAUGUUUUUACUUUUGAGUAUUUUCUGACUACUGAAGUAUGCCCCGUUUCCGGCUGAUAUUCUUUCUUUUAUUUCUGUUAGUAAUUCGUUUCUUUCAUUUAACAAGGAUCCUAGGUAUUUGAAUUGAUUUACUUUUUCAAAAGUUUGGUUCUUCUUCUUUUUCUUAUAUUUGAGAGGCCCACUAUCAAUUUGUUGAUCAUUCUGGCUCCUGGUUUAAAUUCAGAGUUUGCCUUCUCUUAGAUGGGUUGCCGUCCAAGGCUAACGAGUCCCAUCCACCCAGGGUGCUUGGGAUGUUGGCUUUGGUGGGGAUUGAACUCCGAACCACCGGCUUUUUGGUUUGAGACAGUUUAGACCGCACGGUCUAAUUUUAAUUGUUGCAUCUGUUUGUUCCUCUCUUAUCAUGGUCAUGUAUUUUGUUUUUUGGUUGUUAACUUCCAGCCCUGCUUGUAAAGAUGCGUCUUCUAAUUCAAUAAAGGAUUUUGACAUGUCUUUUAUAAUUUUCCCUAGAAGUGCUAUGUCAUCAGCAUAUGCAAGAUACUGAAGUGGUUGGUUGUAGAGUGUGCCCGUUUGUUGUGGGUCUUGAGUUUCCCUCAGAAAGUAUCCUGUUAUAGUUCCUCGAGUGUCAAUGUGUAUGUUUUCUAAUAACUCUCUCCAAUGUUAGGUUAAAGAGCAUACAAGACAGUGAGUCUCCCUGUCUUAGGCCUCGUCUAAUAUGAAAUUCCCUUGAAUAUUCUCCUUGAAUCUUGAUUUUGCUUUUUGAGUUGUUUAGUGUUACAUGCCUUGUCAGUUUGUUGGGUAUCCCAAACUCCUGCAGAGUCUCAUAUAAAUAGCGACAACAGACGAGCUGUGGGAGAGGUUCAAGACUACAAUCACUGAUGCAGUGAAGAAAUUUAUACCACACCAAUUCACCAAACCUAGGAUAAAUCAGCCAUGGGUCACGGCUGAAAUCCGUAGGCUCAUCCACAGGAGAGACCGCCAAUACAAACGCAUGAAGAAAAAUGGCUCGAUGGAACUGAGAGAGGAGGUACUGAGACUCCGCCGAACCAUUCAACGCUUAUUGCGUAGAUCGUAUUGGAACUACAUGAACGGCAUCUUCUCAGAGGAAGACACCCCGACCAAAGAUGUCAAGAACAAGCGCUUCUGGAGCUAUGUGAAACACCAAAAGUCCUCAAACGCUGGAGUUUCCCCCUUGAGGUGGGAUGGCCAAUUGACAUCUGACCCAAAAGCACAGGCGGAGAUACUCAAUCAGCAGUUCCAGUCGGUCUUUGGUGACGGUAGAGAGUACUCUGAGACUGAGUUCCUUCUGAAAACCAAAAUGAUGAACAGAGCCUAUCCUAUCAUGGGAGAUAUCCAGAUAUCAGAACAAGGUGUGUUUGCCCUCCUCAAUACCAUUAAUCCUUACAAAGCAUGUGGUCCUGACCACAUUAAACCACGAGUGCUCAAAGAAUUAGCCAAAGAAAUCGCUCCUGCACUGACAAUCCUCUUCCAAUCGUCACUAUGCACAGGAAAUGUUCCAGCAGACUGGAGAACAGCGCAUGUCACUCCAAUUUACAAGAAAGGGGAGCAUUCCGACCCUGCCAACUAUCGUCCGAUAUCCCUCACUAGCGUCGUCUGCAAACUGUUGGAGCACAUAAUCGUAAGCUCUGUCAUGAAGCAUCUUGAAAGCCAAAAUAUACUCAAUGACUGUCAACAUGGCUUCCGAGUCAAUAGGUCAUGUGAGACCCAGCUUCUCGAAUUUGUAGAAGACUUGAUGACCAAUCUGGAGAACCACAAGCAGACUGACGUGCUAGUAAUGGACUUCGCAAAAGCAUUUGACCGGGUGAAUCAUAGUUUGCUUCUACACAAACUCCAGAUAUAUGGGAUUCAAGGCACCACUAAAACAUGGAUCUCUAGCUUCCUCAGCCACCGACGCCAAGCAGUAGUGGUGGGCGGUACAAGCUCCUCCUUUGUCAAUGUGAAGUCAGGGGUCCCCCAGGGAUCAGUCCUGGGCCCCUGUUUGUUCCUAGCAUACAUUAAUGACCUACCGGAGAAACUGACAUCACAGGCAAGACUGUUUGCAGAUGACACAGCAGUGUAUAGGACGAUCGCCAACAGAUCUGACCAGGACCAGCUACAACAGGAUCUCAAUCUGUUAGCUGAGUGGGAGAUGAGCUGGGACAUGGAAUUUCACCCUGCCAAGUGCCAGACACUAUCAAUCUCUAGAAGUUGUACUCCUCUACACUACCAAUACAAACUGCACGGCCAUAUUCUUGAGCAAGUUUCCUCCGUAAAGUACCUGGGUGUUACCAUUCAAAGAGAGGUCCGCUGGGACGAGCAUAUUAACAAUGUAUGUAACCAAGCAAACCAAGCCUUGGGGUUCUUAAGGCGAAAUCUAAAGAUUGGCAACUCCUGUGUGAAAGAAAGAGCAUAUAAAGCCUUUAUCCGUCCGAUUUUAGAUUAUGCAUCUUCAGUCUGGGACCCAUUUACCCAGAAGAGCAUUGACAGGUUGGAGGCGGUCCAGCGACGAGCAGCACGCUUUGUCCUAAACCGCUACAGGAAUACCUCUAGUGUUGGCAGCAUGCUAGAAACACUAGGCUGGUCACCAUUGGAGAAACGACGACGACAAUCCAGGCUCUCCAUGAUGUACAAGAUAAAUAAUGGGCUGGUCCACUGUUCCAGUAUUAAACAGAAACUCGUCCCUCUCCCCCAUAGACAGCGACGAGGCCAUGACAGGCAAUUCAGGCUCAUACCAGCAAGAAGCCAGUAUAGGAGCUGCUCAUUCCUGCCCAAGACAAUCAGGGACUGGAACCAUCUUUCAAAAGGAACGGUUGAGGCGACAACACUAGACACAUUUGUGUCUAUUGCCUCAAGCCUUCAAACCCCCAGUGCAUGAUUCCCUCACAAAGUGGCACUGGAAAUCUGUGAAAUUUCCUCAUCAACACCAGGAACAGAAACAUUGCAAAUCCCAUCUACAUGCAUAGGAGCCAAAAUGAUCAAUAAAUUGAUCGUGGGCCCUUAAGAUAUAGAAGAAGAAGAAGAAGAAUAGUUUCUUUUGAUGCUGUCAUAGGCCAUUUUAUAGUCAACAUAGAGUUGAUGUACUGGUAUAUUAAAUUCAUAGCAUUUCUCUAAUAGGCAUCUGAUGGUGAAAAUCUGAUCAGUCGUUGAUCUGUUAGGGCUGAAUCCGCAUUGGUAAUCACCUAGUAUUUCUUCAGUGUAAGGUUGUAUCUUUUGGCAAUAAGUUUUGUCAGUAUUUUUUAUGUAACAUUUAAUAGGGAGAUUCCUCUGUAGUUUGUGCACUGAAGUUUGGAGCCUUUCUUGUGUAUUGGGGUUAUUAAUGAUGUUUCCCAUUCUGUCUGGAUUUUCUCCUCUUGCCAAAUUUUAGUUAUAAGUUUAUGUAUCUGAUUGUGUAGUUCUUUUCCUCCAUAUUUAAUCUGUUGCAUCAACUAUUUGAAUUAUUUUUAAUCUUUGUCAUCCUGCAAUUUUGAACAAAGUGAUCCCACUACCUGCAAUAACGCUAAAUGAGUCCGUCUUAUUAUAUAUAAUCACUAGCCUUCACCCUCAUUUUACUCAGUGCAAAUCAGUCGACUUAAGGGCAUUGGCAUACGGAAAAAGGGGAGGGGUGCUCAAAUUUAGCAGACGUGUUUUUUCAUUUCUUUUCUUUUUAAAAUAGCUGCCAUCUUGCUUGCCAUGACACAUAUGGUGGCCAUUGGAAAUGAGUGGCGCACUGUCCAUAAAUUUACCAGUAUUUUUUCUGCCGAAGUAGAGGGCAUGCAUGACACCGCGAAAGAAUUUUUUUUUUUUUACUUUUUAGAAAAUUAUUCACAUUAGUAAUACUUCUCACCUCCUGCAACAUCAAGAAUAUAAGUAAAGCAAAUAGAAACUGUAACCUUUGUAAUAAUGCCAUCUUUGAGUUAUGCUUUCGCUUUUCUUAAUUAUAUGUAAUUACCAGUAACACCUGCCCUCAUUAGAUUAUCUAAAUGUUCACCUGUCAAAGCAUUCCAUUUUUUUUUCAUUUUUUUUUUUUUUUGGACUCUAUGUCGGUCAUUACAAAGAAUCCUACUUCACUGAUGCAGGGUGCUUCAAAAAAAUCAUGAUCAAAAUUUUUUUAAACAUUUUAUUGUUGUGAAAAUUCAUCAGAAGCAACAUAUGUCAUCCAGAAGUUAUUUAGCCACACAUUAUUAUGUUUCUUUAAAAAAAAAAGUACUUUCAAGAAUCGCUCCUACUGUCUGUGACAACAUCUCCCUGACUGGAGUUGUCUGUGACAACAUCUCCCUGACUGGAGCUGUCUGUGGCAACACCGCCCUGACUGGAGCUGUCUGUGACAACACCUCCCUGACUGGAGCUGUCUGUGACAACACUAGAGCACUGACUGACAACAAACAAACAGCUUGUAUCCUGCUUUCUGCUCAUUGAAUGUCUCAUACUCUGAUCUCUGAAUACCGGGUACUUGUCCCCAACAUCACAACAGUACAGGAUAAACACACACUCUCUCUUACCUGGCUAGACUACGUGUUUAAAUAACAUGUUACCCUAAAAGGUUCUCACUGCCAACUGCAGUCAUUUAAAUUUGACACCUUAGGUACCCAGCUCUCAUCUUGAUUACUCUGACCAGAAGACUUUCCUGUACAAAAUUAUCAAAGCGCAAUAGUUUAACUUGUGAUGCUCGCCUAUCUAUUUCAUCUAACUUUGUCCUGUUGGUCUGGCAAUGGUCAUUUUUACAAUGACCAAAUAGCUACACAUCAAGCUACUUUUGGUUUCUCCAUUCAUCUUUCUCAACACUGUUAGUAAUUAUAUCUGAUACCUCACGGCGCCUCCCCAGUACAAGCAACAGAAAGUAGGAGAAGAUAGUAUCCAAUUUUAUGUCACUCACGUUCUUAAAUGGUUGCUCUGCUAAUGUGCUUAACAUAAGUUGCUGCUACCUGUCAAGCCGUUCCACUCCUUAGCUUUUGUGACCUCCCCCUUUUCCAUGUUACUACUCUCACACGAUUUCCCAGCAAUACUAAAUCAAUGAAUUAGGGAACAACCGAAAAUUGCCCUGGCCAUUCCCCCCAGCAGAAUAACAAUAACCCUUUUUUUUUUUUUUUUUUUAAAUUGUUUCUUCCCAAAUACUCCCCAGCAGAAUAACAAUAACCUUUUUUUUUUUUUUUUUUUUAAAUUUUUUCUCCCCAAAUACUACUGUAUCUUUUUGACCACAGGCUUUUCAAGUUUUAUAAAAAUUUAAACCAUUUUAUGUUUUUUUUUACAAAUAAAUUUUUUUUUAUUUUUUUUUUUUUUUUUUUAAAUUGUGUCUCCCCAAAUACUACUGUAUCGUUAUGACCACAGGCAUUUCAAGUAUUAUAAUAAUUUAAAGCAUUUGAUGUUUUUAUUUACAAAUAAAUAUUUUUUUAGUUAUUUUGUAUUACAUUAUUACUAGAUCAACAUAUCGCAGUAUAUGUAGAGAUGGGAUUAUCCAUGAAACGCAGUAAUACACUAUAAGUUUCAUUUUGAACUAUGUACAAAUAAUACUCGGACUUGUACCCUAAUUUGGCAAAAAGUAGUCCUAAAAAACUCAGAUUCAGUACCCAGUGAAAAUGUCUAACCGGUUGUUCCCUAUAAUAAAGGUGGUUUGAAAAGAUCUCGCCCUAAAAUGUUUUAUUUUUACACACAUCAUCAAAAUUUCUCAAGCUGUGGUGGGAGAUUUAAAAUCAUCACGUGGGCCGCAGGCAAUCGUGGGUUGGACAGCACGUGACUAUAGACUAAGUAUAAAACUAGGCUUUAUUAAAAAAAUCUCACCUCAAGUCACUCAAUUUCAACUAACUUUUAUUUCACUCUUAAGUUCUUAUCUAAGCCUAAACUUAAAGGCAUUAUUAAGGCAUCUACUAAGCCUAAAAUUUAUUUACUAAAGGAAUAAUUAAAUUAUUAAUGUCAGUUUCAGCCAAAAGCCUAUUUGCUUAAUUUUUAGUUUAUGUCGUAUUCAUAAGAAAAUGUUUGUGAUUGGAUGAGUCUGUCUACCAUUUAUAAAAAAAAGCUUACUUAGUUCAAGUAGUUGGGUGUGUAACUACUGACUAGACAUUGUAGUGUCUAUUACCUUCUUUUAAAGUGGGUUAAAUUGAAAAUCAGUUUUGUGAUUUUUAUAUUAACUUAUUUUAUUUAGGUCAGGAGGAAGCAACUAUAGACUUUGAUGAAAACAUCCAAAUUACACCUUUCAACAUGCGGGAGGAAUUGGAGGAAGGUCACUUUGAUACUGAUGGGACCUACAUCUUUGAUAAAACCAAGGUUUCACUAACUUUAUUAGCAUAUAACUUGUUUAUUUAAACUCAGACUUAAGGCACCCAUCUACCAAAUCAACAUUCACUUAUUUACAUGUAAUAACACCACCACCACUUUCCUUUCCAUACACACACCUUGAUCAGCCAUACCAAAUUCUUACAAGAAUUACUUUCACUUAUCUCUAGCCUGCCACUGAAAGCCUAUUGCACCCCGCAAAUUAGCUCUUGGGAUGACACCUUGCAUAUCUGGUCAGGAUGCUCAUAACACUAUUUAUAUGAAACUUAUGUUUCUAGACCUGUCAGAUUGCCAUCUAGAAAAAAAAUCAUCCCCUGUCCUCAGUCAAGUUGCGUGAUCAAUAAGAGUUGUGAUUUAAGGAGACAGACACCACAUGUCACUAUUAACCAUACCUGUUUCUAAUUAUAAUUUAUAUUGUGUUAUUUGAAUAAUCAUAAAUCCUUCUUUAGUGUUAUGCAAUUUACAAAAAGCUUUGCAUAUUAAAAUGCAUAACAAAGAAAAGAGUUGUAAAAGACAGAUGAUAAGGGUCAUCAUUCAAGUGCAAAAUAAUCAAAUAAUUUGAUCUGCUUUUUUUUUAAGCAAUAGACGAAAAAUUUUGCUUUAAUUUCAGGAAAUUCAUGAUAACUGGAUUGACAACAUAGACUGGGUGAAAGUGAAACAUACUAAACCGGAAGAUGCCAACAAGAAACGUCCAUUUGAAGUAAGUAAAAAGGAUUUGACCAAUAUUUUCUUGACUGAAAUAGGGACAUGCAAAGGCAGUUAUAAAUUACAAGAGAGUUAACACUGUGGCAAUUAUAAUUAACUGCAUCACCUUUGCACUGUGGUUUUGAACCAGGGCGGUAAUUAUUUUCAUUGAGCCAGAGGGAGCUCUAUUGUUGUGGGCUGCUCUAAGUUCAGGGAAAUUUUGAAUUGUGGGGGGGGGGGGGGGAAGCAGCCAAAAUACAAUAAGUUCAUCUGUUUAUUCAAGAAAAAUAAUAUUUUUGGUGUAAUUUGAAAAAAAAAAAAAAUUUGUUUAAAAAUUAAAUUAUAAUUGAUAGCUGAAAUAUGUUGCAUUUCAUCAAAUAAAUACUGACUGUUUAGAUGUGUUAUCUAUUCAGUAAAGUUCAAAUUAUUAUUGAUAUAAAGUAGUAAUAUUUGGGUUCGAUAGUUUGUACCUUAACUUAACUGAUAAUUUUUUUUAAAUUUUGUACAUUAACUGAUUCAGUUAACUCACACAAAUGACUGGUGGAUUAUAGCUUGAUUUUAUUUUCACCUUUUUAUAUACCAAAGUUAUUUUUAAUGUGCUACUAGACUUUCAUUGAUAAAUUUGUUAAAAAAUAUCAAUUUUAGAUUUUAAAAUUUAAAAAAAAAAUUUAGUCCAUGCAUUGUGUUUAGGUUUUGUGCAUGAUGCGAUUUUUUUUCCCCGCCAUAUUGCCAAUCCUGUCAAACUUCACUGAGGGCUGGUAGCACAAAAUGGUGCAAAAAAUGCUCAACAUUUAUCUUCCGACUAUGUUGUUGAUUAUAUUUCAAGUCAAGAAGUAUUACUAGACAAAUAAAAUGAGAAGAAGACUUUUUGCCUGAUUGAAAGUUAGUAAUCAGAGGUAAGAUUUUUUUUAUUUGUUAUAAUGGGUAAAAAACUUUUGAAUUUUGUGGAAAUAGUGGGGGCGGGAAAAACUAUGUUCCCAUUGAUAUACUGUAACAGUGGACUUCAUAGACAUUGAAAAUAACUAUUUAAGCUUACAAAUAUUAAUUUUUUGUUCCAUUAUAUAAAAAUAAAAUAUACACAUGAAUUUAAUGUGUAUAUUUUAUUUUUAUUAUUUUUUUCAAAGUAGUUUGAAAUUUUAUCUGUUUAAAUUUAAUACACUAAGAAGAGGCAAAUGACCUCUACUUCUAUAAUUUUUUCUGGAGGAAAAAUUGCUUUUAAUUUGAUUUUUUGAAUUAUUUUUUGUUAUUGAAAAAUGAAUUUAAUUUUGAACAGAUUUGUUAAUUAGAAGAUCUAAGUCUGUAAAGUAAUGCUUAUAUUUUAUUAUAAUUUCACAGUAUCAAUGUGGUGGCUAGGACACUGGGCACCCAAUUCAUCAUGAUAUUGCUAUUCCUGCCUUCAGACCUGCACUACCAACUGAUACCAGUCUUAAGAUAGGAGGAGCACCCUACUAAUUUAACAUUUUUCAAAUUUAAUUUACAUCAAGGCUGGAGAUGCAUUGUAAAUGUACACAACCAUUGCAGCUGCAACUUUAGGGCAACUAAGCCAACUUGGUUUUAAAACUGGACAUUCCAGAUGAUGAAAAAAACUUUGGUCAUUCAUUGUACUACAAAUCUACUAUCCCCCAUUGUGUGAACUAUUACUGGACAAAAGGAGUUAAUUCACAAGAUUAUGGAAUUCAUAAACUGUUUUAAUUUAGGCCAAUAUACAGGCCUAUACAAGUAAGCUCAUAAAAGGUUAUACCGAGUAAACUGCAGAUAAGCAAGUACAGUUUAAUGUCUUCUGGACCCCAUGAAAAGGAGAUGUAUGCAAAUAUGGUCCCUCAAGAAACCCUAUUAACUAAUAAAGAGAGGGUAAGACAUAUUCAUAACAUAAUACUGGUACGGACCAACACAACAUAGAUUUUCUUUCUAUUUUAUAAACCUAAUAAAGAUUUGGCACAUUAUUUCUUGCACAUAAAUAAUUAUAGCAGCCUCAACAACAUGCUAAGUUAUGAUCAUCAAAUUGUUGUGAACAGGAACAUUAUUAGCAAAGUUGGCCACUACCUGAUUAAUUAUACUGAAGAAAUAAAACGAAUAAAGCUAUCAGAUCUUUUUAAUUAUUCAAGACAUACAUUUUGUUUUCUUAAAAUUAAAAAAAUUUUGCCAAAUCUUUAUUAGGUUUAUAAAAUAGAAAGAAAAUCUAGGACUUGAUGUGCUGCCUUUGUUAAAUAUAUGAGAUUACUUGGAAGACAGAUAUUACCAUAUUUCAUACCAGAUAGUUGUUUAUUUGAGCCCAAUGUGGUAAAAAAAAUUUUUUAAAAUAUGUUAACAAGAUAAAUCACCACUUACAUUAUUUGCUGAUAGUAAUUUUAUUUUUUUCAUGAAACAUGUGCCAUGUUAAAAUUGUUUUUUUAAUAAAAGAAAACAAAUAUUUAUCAAUGCAUUUUUAAAAGUGGCUUAAUUAAUGCCUGUGUUGGUAAAAUUGCUUGAAAUGUUUAUGUGUGCUGUAAAAAUGGAUACCAUUUGAUGGAUAUAAAAAAGAAUUAAAGUAGGUCUCAAAAAAAUGUUUUUUGGUUGGUUCUACUUGUUUGUGGUAUGAUGACAUUUGCUUUAAAAUUUCGUACACAUAGAAGCUCAAUCUUUCGGAUGGACAUCAAAACCAUUAUUAACAGUGAUCUGACAAUUGGUAUCAUAAUGGAUAGUUCAAUUCAGAAUCAAAUGAUAUAUAACAUGCCAUUACUGCUACGUUCUUCAUUGACCAACCAGCCAGAUUAUACAAGAUUGAGGGAGAAAAAAAUAGCAGAAAACCAAGAAUGAAUUUGAGUGUUAAGUGGAUCAGUAAUUUUUUACAGUUUAAUAUUGAUUUAAAAUUAGUUUGAAUUUUUAUCCUAGCCUGAAAUAAUAGGAAAAAGUUUUGGCACAUUUUAAUUGACAUUGGGCAUUUAAUUAUUGAAGUUGUUGCUCUGAGUGUAGCACAAAUUCCUAUUAUAGAAAUAACAUACUUUAAAAAAAAAUAAAAAAUUCUUGAAGUAGUUAGCUUGUCACACAUUUAAAAAUAAAAUGUUUUCUUGUGAAUGGUCAGUUUUAAAAUAAAUUUAUGUCCAAAGCCGGGAUCGCAAUUGGUGUGGAGCUCCAUAAAUAAUUUACAAAAUGGCAGAACAUUCAAAAUCGCUUAAUCAGAAUUAUGCUGCUUAUCUAUAAAGCGUCAUAAAGUUAAUUUAGCCCAGGUGGCACACUAUAUCUACCUGUCAGGGAAGAGAAACUUUUGUCUAAUUUAAAUUUAAGUCUAUAAAUAAAAAUCAAACAAAGGAAGGUGUUCCAUAAACUUAAAACUUGCUAAAAAUGUUUUCAAUUUGUUUUUGCAGUACAGUGAUAGUUCAGAUGAUGAUGAGGAUGAAGAGAAGAAGAAAGUCAGCACCAUUCAAACGUAUGAGGCUAUCCUGGGCAUGCUUCAGCAGGGGGAAACUGUAGCCAAAGCCAUUAGGAGGCUGGCCAAAAAUAAAGCCAAGAUCCCUUCAGCCAGUCAGAAAUGGAAGGUACAUUUACAUUUUUUUAUUAAAUUCUGUCAAGUUUUUAAAACAUGUUAGUUGCAAAGGAAGUGGAUUAUAAUUUAUAGUUAACAACUAUUUUGCUAUCUUUGGGUGUUACUGGCUUUAUUAAGAAUAAAUAAUUGGAUCUUAUUCAUCAAGUUCAUUAUAUUAAUCAGAUUUUGUGUGAUAUUAUUUAUGUUAAGAUAAGAUUCUUUAUUGAUCCAAAUAAAUUGAAAUGUUUUUCUUACAUUGUAGACAUUUAUUUUCAGCAUGUAAGUAAAUAAAUAUUUAAACCAAGACAACAUUUUACAAUUAUAACAAUUUAAACACAAGACUUCUAAAGGAUUUCUAUAGCAUAGGAAAUAAGCCAUCAAUGAACUCCUUUAGUGACAAUAAUGACUUAAUUAGUGAUCAUUUACAUUUGCUAACAGCUAUAGAGUAUAAAAUGUCUUAUAAAGUUGUUUACCAUGAUACCGAAAAAUGAUUAAUAUUUCAAAUAAAAAUUAUUUUUCUCUGUUGGCCUGAACUUACAAUAAAUACUGUUGUUUUAAAUAUAAAUGUACAACUCCCUAAGGCAAGAAUCUAACAAAUAAAUUUUAAUGUCCAUUUCUCUACCAGAACAAGAAAUUGAAAACUUCGGCCAAGUCCUCUGUUGAGGACCAAACAGCCAUAGACAGUGCUGUGGCGGAACAGAAAGACAUGUUCCGUUUAACAGAACUCUGUGACAAGUUGGUCCAGCAAGGUGUCCUUGAGAUCUAUGAAACCCCUUAUGAACAAGUGGCCUUCACCCUUAAACAGCUUAAAGAAAAAGAUAAGGUGAUUCAUGUUCAUUUGUGUCUGCAUUAAUUAAAAACUUCUUGCCGACGCGAUUAUUGUUUUGUUGUGUCCUUUCUUUCAGGUUUUCCCAUUACUUGUUUUUUACAUUUUCUUUAAAAAAAUUUAAAAAGAUUUCGCCACUACCUGUUUAUCACUGAAAUAUAAACUGUUACAAAUGUUAACAUCGGACAUUGCGUUAAAACAGUUUAUGGAUUAUAUCUAUCCUUCAGGUAAACCAGUUAACGCUACUGGGAGGGAUAUUCUGAAUAUCAGACAUACUGUUUGGUAUAAAUGUAGCCAUAUACACAUAUGGCACCCCCCAGGACAUAGAUUCCUACCUUUUUUUAUGUGUACCCAGGCAUGUUCCCUCCUUACACCUGUAAUCAUUCCAGCCCCCUUUAGUCCACAGAUACCUACCUUUUUUUAUCUGUACACAGACAAGUUCCCCCUCCCUUACAGUACACUUGUACACCCCUUCCACCACCCCCCCAUAUGACUAUUUAUUUUUUUAUGCAGACGUCAAGACUGACACUGGCAGAAUCAAUGAAAGAUGAUGCUGCCCUGGACAUGUUUGCUGAUGAUUUUGAUUCCAAAGAAGCUGAAAAAAUUAAAGUACCAGAAACAGACAACAUUCAAGACAAAGAGUUGACAGAGAAAAAGUUUGAUGAUUUUAAAGGUGCAGUGGAGAACCUUUUAUUAGUGUUUUGAUAUUAUUUAUUGUAUUUAAACAUCUAGAUUUAAUUUUCAAUUAAUUUUUUACAAUUUUGUCCCUGGGAGACAGAUUUUUAAACUGUAUUAUGUGCAGUGAAAAUAUUAAGAAAAAGGAUAAUAGUUAUAUAUUUUUUUAAAUGCAUAAAUAAAUUUCAUUAUUUUUUUCUGAUUCAAUCUCACUUUGAAAAAAGUAAUAUUUUUCACAAAUGACACGUUUCACUUCAUCUUUGUUGAUUUCACCAAAGGAAAUCCUCUUACCGAGAUAGGCGAUGGCUGGACAUUUAUAAUAUUCUUUUUAUAUUUUACAGAACCAAAUCCACCUUCAUCAUCUCGAGACUCCAAAACACAGAAUGCAACAGAGGAAGAAACAUCAGGUGUGAUGUGGGAAUACAAAUCAGAAUUCACAGAGGAAUCAGAGAUUAAAGGCCCAUUCACGACAUCUCAGAUGAUAACCUGGGCAGAGGAUGGUACAUUUGGGAAGGGAGUGUUCUGCCGCAAGUACAAAUCAAAUGGGCAGUUCUAUAAUUCUGCAAGAAUGGAUUUUGAGCUGUAUGAGUAAAUUGUGAUAGGGCAUGUGCGUGGACAGUGUACUUUUUUCCCCAGAUAAAAUAAUGGUAGAUGGUAAUCAGUGGAUGUUUGUGGGUUAAGUUUUGGUAUCAGUGGAUGUAUGUGGGUUAAGUUUUAAAAGACGAUGAAUGAUACCACUUUCAGUUCAAAGUUUAAGCUUAUAUUGAACGCUGACAUUGACGGGCAGUUGGACGGUUCAAAUCUUUCAGCCUCUUGUUUUGGUAGUUAUCCAGUUGAUAUAUAGAAUUGAUAUUUGGUAUAUUUAAAAUAAUAUACAGUUUGCAGGAUCUUCAAUUUACUUAUUAAGCAGUCUUUUAAAUAAAUUUCAUUAUUACAUUUCUCGCUCAAAAUAUGCUGUCUCAGAGGAGGUGCCUAAAGUGAACAUUACAUUUUUAACGUGGCUUCCAUGAAUUUUUUAAAAAAGAGAUAACGAAAAUGAAUCAUUAAUUAAUAUAGAGAUUGACGUUCUCUAUUCAUUUCAGCAUCAACUAUGAAUUAAACCUUUGAAAAUAUACUCUCAUGAUUGUGUCAGUACACAUAAAAGCUUGUACCAAAGGACUUAUAUUUCAGCCAGCCAUUGAAUAGCAUGAUUGUGUCAGUACAAAUGAAAGCUUGUAACAAAGGACUUAUAUUUCAGCCAGCCAUUGAAUAGGCAAAAAAACAAAUUUCUUUUCUCUCUAAUACCUUGUUUUAGGCUGAGCCAUUCAUAAAAAGUUACAAUAUAGUAUCAUUUUUUAAAAAUUCUCUCCCCCAUUCUACUUUAGGAAUUAAUACCUCACAGAGUCUUGAUUAAAUCUUUAAGCUUUAAUUGUGCUCUUCUUAUCAUUCACUUUUACUUGAAGUUAGUUUAAUUUCAUCUUUGGUUGUUUUUUAUUUUACAGAUCAUGAAGCGCAGUUUGCUAAAAUUUGCAUAAUAAUUACUUGUUACAAUUUUUAUCCCAGCAUAGUUAACAACUGAACUAAGAUCUUGCACUUUGUAACCAAUAAAAGCUUUCAGGCUAAUUGUGAAUGAAAGUUGUCAUGAAAUGUGUCUGCUAGAUGACACUUGCAAAAUUAAAUAACUGUCCAUGUUUCAUUGACCCCCUUUCUCCCAUGUUGCAAUCUUUUUUUGGAGACCCCCUUUAUGAUAAAACAUGAUUUAUCAUAAUGUAAAUAUUCAUUUUAUGUUAUAAAAUUACUUAUGAAUUUUAAAUGCAUUUACUUGACUCUGUAAGGUGAUUUUCAUUUUUUAAAUAGAUUGUAUUUUAAAAAACAAUUCAGUAUUUUAGGAUAUAGCAGGGUUAUCAAAACAAUUAGGAUGACCAAAGAUUACAGUGUGGACCGCUGGAUGUAUCGUGAAAAGAGUAUUUGAAACUGGUGGGAUAGUCUACUGUUCUUCCAUUUCACACAUUGGAUCUGUUCAUACUUAUUAUAGACUUUAUGCAGUGCAUUGAUGGUAAACUAAAAAAUUUGUAUAUAUUUAGAACCUGAGGUACUGAAUGACCUUUGAAUAGAAAUUACAAUGUAUUCCUUGGAAUCACUGCCAUUUAAGAAUUCUUUAUUUUAAAGACAAAAAAGUUUGGCAUGACCGCUACUUUUCAUGGAACUGUACAACACAGAUGUGAAGUGAAAAAAGAAUUUUUUUUUUUUUAACCAUGUCUUUAGGGUGCAUGAUGAAAUGCACAAUUGUUGAAAAAAGAAUAUCAUUUUAAUAAUUGUUAAAAUUGUGUAUGUUUUGUCAAUAAAAUUAU